This is a messenger RNA of Boeremia exigua, 1335 nucleotides long. Its product is annotated as Glyoxalase/Bleomycin resistance protein/Dihydroxybiphenyl dioxygenase. The coding region runs from base 253 to 1335 and encodes 360 amino acids. Gene Ontology annotation, biological process: L-methylmalonyl-CoA metabolic process. Gene Ontology annotation, cellular component: mitochondrion. The record is from RefSeq and is a predicted model, not a curated record. Gene Ontology annotation, molecular function: methylmalonyl-CoA epimerase activity. NCBI's taxonomy places the organism in Eukaryota, Fungi, Ascomycota, Dothideomycetes, Pleosporales, Didymellaceae. The transcript has 2 exons.
CUUGUCGUCACCACCAAGACUACCUCCAGUCUAUUCUCCCCACUCGUGGCAUGCUCAACGUGUGCGAGGUGAUACACUCUAAGUCCGCAGUCCCGCAGGCGAAGUGCGGGGACCCCACAUUCGGCACAUCAUGGAGCCACUGCUCCCCACAUCCGGAUCCGACCAUCCCCCAUAUACCUAUGCAUACAUCAUGUACGGUUUCCUGAUUCCGUUGUUUGAUCGUUGGAAAAUCACAAGCCGAGAUUCAACAUCAUGAUAUUUGCCAACAUGCAAGAAACUAUCACACCUGCACAGCCUAGUCGCGAGACCUCUCCAAAUCGCGGCUUCUCAGUCCCUCAAUCAGAAGCAACUCCCAAACCCAGCAAACCUUUACGGGAAUGGCAAAAGGAGCAAGGCAUUGAUCGUGAUGCGCAGAUCAAACUCACAAAGCUCGUGCACAUGCGCUACCAGCACCCCGAUCUGGACGUCAUCACAACCUUCCUCCGGGACUUCGGCAUGACUGUCGCCCACAAAACAGACACUGCCCGCUGGUUCAAAGGCUACAGCGACGACCAGUACGUCUACUACGCGCAACAAGGCGAGAAGAAGUUCCUCGGCGGCUGCUUCGAAGUCGAGAGCUACGCCGAGCUCGAAAAAGCCUCGAAACUGCCCACCGCCGGCCCCAUCGAAGCCCUCACCUCCGCCCCCGGCGGCGGGCACCUGCUCACACUCUACGACCCCUCCGGCUUCCCACUCUGCCUGCUCCACGGCCAGACCAAGAAGCCCCCCGGCCCCUACCCCGAGAUCCUCACCACCAACUACGAGGCCCUCAAACCGCGCGUCGCGCGCUUCCAGCGCUUCACCCCCGGCCCCGCCGCAGUCCAUAAACUGGGCCACUACGGCCUGUGCGUCACCGACUACCCGUCCACCCUCGCCUGGUACACGCGCACCUUCAACCUAGCCCCAACCAACAUCCUGACCGCGGGCUCCACCGACGUCGCGGCCUUUGCGCACAUCGACCGCGGCGCCACGCCCGUAGACCACCACAGCAUCUUCUUCAGCACCGCCGCAACCAGCCAUGUGCAUCAUUGCUCCUUCGAGGUCCACGACUUCGACGCCCAGGCGCUGGGCCACGCGUGGCUCGCUAAACGGGGGUAUGAGAGCGUGUGGGGCGUCGGCCGGCACGUGCUCGGGUCCCAGAUCUUCGAUUACUGGUGGGACACCGCGGGGAAUAUGGUCGAGCACUAUGCGGAUGGGGAUUUGGUGGAUGAGGGGACGGAGGUUGGGUGGGGGGAGGCGGGGGAUGAGGGAUUGGCGGUUUGGGGGCCGGAGGUGCCGGGGUGGUUUUUGGAUUGA